Messenger RNA from Pollicipes pollicipes, 678 nucleotides. It is a transcript of the gene Ufc1, whose product is annotated as Ubiquitin-fold modifier conjugating enzyme 1. The coding region runs from base 77 to 592 and encodes 171 amino acids. The transcript has 4 exons. NCBI's taxonomy places the organism in Eukaryota, Metazoa, Arthropoda, Thecostraca, Pollicipedomorpha, Pollicipedidae. Gene Ontology annotation, biological process: protein K69-linked ufmylation. The record is from RefSeq and is a predicted model, not a curated record. Gene Ontology annotation, molecular function: UFM1 conjugating enzyme activity. Gene Ontology annotation, cellular component: cytoplasm.
CCUGAGCGAUCUUACUCCAAUUGUGUGAGGUUUUUGGCUGGUGGGAGGCGGGGCGCUCAAUAAUAUUGAUAUAGCGAUGGUGGACGCGAAUACAAAGAAGGCGUUAAGUGCCAUUCCCUUGUUGAAAACUAAAGCUGGUCCCAGGGACAAAGAUCUUUGGGUGACAAGGCUAAAGGAGGAAUACCAAGCUCUGAUCAAGUAUGUGCAAAAUAACAAGGAGCAAGACAAUGACUGGUUCAGAUUAGAAUCCAACAAAGAAGGCACAAGAUGGUUUGGGAAGUGUUGGUUUGUUCAUGAGCUUCUGAAGUAUGAAUUUGAUGUUGAAUUUGAUAUCCCCGUCACGUAUCCAGCCACAUCGCCGGAAAUUGCCCUUCCCGAGCUCGAUGGGAAGACUGCAAAGAUGUAUCGGGGUGGCAAGAUCUGCCUCAGUGAUCACUUCAAACCGCUGUGGGGAAGGAAUGUGCCAAAGUUUGGCAUUGCCCACGCCAUGGCCCUGGGGCUGGGACCCUGGUUGGCGGUGGAGAUUCCAGAGAUGAUCCAGAAGGGCGUCGUCCAGUACAAGGAGAAGAGCGACGGCGCCGCCGCCUCGUGACAAGCUUCGCCGGCGACUUCUCGUGACGCCCACCCUCGACACACACAUUCGCGUUCUUAAAGCUGAAUAUAUUUUAUUUACCUCAA